Molecule: messenger RNA, 7455 nt
Organism: Cheilinus undulatus (humphead wrasse)
Lineage: Eukaryota; Metazoa; Chordata; Actinopteri; Labriformes; Labridae
Gene: gsk3aa
Product: glycogen synthase kinase 3 alpha a
Exons: 11
Coding region: 139-1455 (438 amino acids)
Biological process (GO): negative regulation of TOR signaling; extrinsic apoptotic signaling pathway in absence of ligand; regulation of neuron projection development
Cellular component (GO): axon; cytosol; nucleus
Molecular function (GO): protein serine/threonine kinase activity; ATP binding
Source: RefSeq, a predicted model, not a curated record
CCAGCCCAGACAGCCGGCGGCAACGGGAACGAUAUUUCUCGGUGUGUCUUUCCACGAUUAUUCGCUGCCGGGUAUCCAUAAAUAAUAGUCGAUUGGCUGAAAAGGGUGAAAAAACAAUCCUGACCCCUGCACAGAGAUAUGAGCGGCAGCGGGCGGCCCAGGACCAGCUCGUUUGCUGAGCCGCCAGGUAUUCCAGGAACCGCUGCUGCGUCCACCGGAUCAGCCGCUGCCGUGGGGAGCAGCACAGGAAAGUCCGGGGUCCCGCAGGCCUCUGGCAGCAGCUCGUCGGGAUGCUCGAACCUAAAGCUUGCCAGAGACAGCGGGAAGGUGACAACUGUCGUGGCCACUCCAGGUCAAGGACCAGACCGCCCACAGGAGGUCUCUUACACUGACAUCAAGGUGAUUGGAAAUGGGUCAUUUGGUGUGGUGUACCAAGCUCGCCUCAUUGACAGCCAAGAGAUGGUGGCCAUCAAGAAGGUUCUACAGGAUAAAAGGUUUAAGAAUCGAGAAUUACAGAUCAUGAGGAAACUGGACCACUGCAACAUAGUCAGACUACGCUACUUCUUUUACUCCAGUGGAGAAAAGAAAGAUGAAGUAUAUCUCAACCUAGUGCUGGACUUUGUCCCUGAGACGGUCUACAGGGUUGCCAGGCAUUUUAACAAGGCCAAGAGCAUCAUUCCUAUUAUAUAUGUGAAGGUGUACAUGUACCAGUUGUUUCGCAGUCUGGCUUAUAUCCAUUCCCAGGGCGUGUGUCACAGAGACAUCAAGCCCCAAAACCUGCUCGUUGACCCAGAAACUGCCAUUCUCAAGCUGUGUGACUUUGGCAGCGCUAAGCAGCUGGUCCGCGGUGAACCCAAUGUGUCCUAUAUCUGCUCUCGGUAUUAUCGCGCCCCUGAGCUCAUCUUUGGUGCCACAGACUACACGGCAAACAUUGACAUCUGGUCAGCAGGCUGUGUACUGGCUGAACUGCUGCUCGGACAACCCAUAUUCCCCGGAGACAGUGGAGUAGACCAACUUGUAGAGAUUAUCAAGGUGCUUGGAACCCCAACAAGGGAACAAAUCCGAGAGAUGAACCCAAACUAUACAGAGUUCAAGUUCCCUCAGAUCAAAGCUCAUCCAUGGACCAAGGUGUUUAAACCUCGCACUCCUCCAGAAGCCAUCGCUCUCUGCUCCCGGCUGCUGGAGUACACGCCGGCCUCUCGGCUGUCCCCGUUAGAGGCCUGCUCACACGCCUUCUUCGACGAGCUUCGCCAGCCAAACACACGACUGCCCAGUGGCCGAGACCUGCCCAUGCUCUUCAACUUCAGCCCCACAGAGCUGUCAAUCCAGCCUCAGUUGAACUCCACACUCAUUCCUCCUCACGCUCGUUCUCACACAGCUGCUUCCGCCCACGAUGGUACUGGCUCGGAUUCAUCUCAGCACAGUUCAGUACCCGGAUCCCUUAACAGCAUCUGAAGCAGCUUCUCACCUGCCUGCCUGUCAGCCUCACCCUUACCUCAGACACAUACACACAUAUAUACACACACUGUACUACUUUCCUCCAUGCUGCUUGCUCUCCUCUUAGAUGAUCUGUUCUGUACAGUGAAAACAUUGAACAAACAAACGUUAGAUCUGUAGCUGGGUGAAAACUACAGCAGCAGAUUGUUACUCAGAGUUUGGCUGCUGCUCGGGUGGUUUGUGAAGGUUCAAUAGUGGGGGCUGGUCCUCUGUAAUAUAACCUUUUGUUUUUUAAAUCAUCAUUUCUUCUUUAUAUUUGUGUUUAUUUAUUUGACCAAUUGAAAGAAUCAUGUGAUCACAAAGCAUUUUUGUUUUUAUUUUCUUCAGAUUAUUUUUUUAUUCUUCAGUGUUUCUGAGUCCCUGUUAGUGAGGGGUGAUCUGAUGCAAGGAGCCAUAAGAUUUUGCUAAUCCAGCCUGAUGUUUAGGCUUGAACCAAACCUCCAGGUGUCAGUAAUUUAUCUGCUUAAUCUCUGAGUAGGGUAGAGGAGUAGCCCUUAUUGGUGUCAGGCUGGAGGGAUACUUGCAUAAAUCAGACUGAACUGGAAGUAAGCCGCUGUCAGUAAAACACUAACUUCUGUCACUGAGCACAUCUUGCAUCUAUUUGUUCGUUUAACUGAUUAAAAGGCAUUUUGCCUCAGAAAAGAGGGAAUUUAUCCUCUAAAACUAAAGUUAAUAACUGACAAGGCAGAGUGUGCUUCAUGUUUGUACUAAUAACCACUAAAUCACACAGUCACAUAACUACAGGAUAUAACUCAGUAUGUUUACAUGCAGUCAGAAAAAGUCUAAAUAUCAUGUCAGUCCGACUAUAUCUGGACUUUUAAAAUGAAUGUAAUUAUGUAGUCUGACUGACAUUGUACUUUAAAAUAUGGUUGCAGAUGGUUUUCUCUUGCAUGCCUCAGUUAAGCUGGGUGUACACUGUGCGAAUUUCAUCUGAUUCAGCCACAAAUUUUGAGUCUGAAAACAUGGCAAUUUUGGGUUGGAUCGAGCAUCAUUUGCUGUGCUGUGUAGGUAGUGACAUGACUGCUGACCACAACCCGAUCACAGCCCAACCAGCUGCUCCUGGCUGGUCGGAUGAGUUUCUGACGUUUCAUAUUUUGGUCGUAUGACUCCAUACUCUCCCACAGUGAGAGCAGAACCACAAGCAAAAUCCUCUACUUUGUAAACUGUCAGACAGUGUCUUAAAUUAGCAUGACAACAGUAGGAAUGACUUUCUAAUGUCCCACAAUAAUGAGUAGUGAAUAAUCCUGCCACCAGACCUGCAGCUGACAUGAAUAUGUGUGAGAGAUAGAGGGAGAUGUAGCGUGAGAGAGCAAGGGCAUGACUGAAUAUGACUUCAGUUUCACUAUGUGAAACAUUUUCAAAGGAAACUCCACAUAUUUUGUCACAAUCCAUUCCAAUUUCCCUCUUACAGUGUGAGCACAUAAAUCACACUUGGUUGUCGUUCGUCUUAAUUCAGUCGUACAGUAUGAGCUGACAUUCCCCCAACUGACAGAGUCAUCGUUAAAAUUGCACAGUGUACGCCUGGCUUUAGACCCAAGCUUGCCGAGGCAUUCUGCACAUGCUUACAUUGUCCUCGUCAGACUUUGACCCUGAAGUCAAUGAGCAUAAAUGCUAAGCAUGGCAGAGCUUUCAUCAACUUCUGUCUUCAGAUAUCACCACAUAGGCUGGAGGGAUCGCGUGCAUCUAAUUUGUAACUAAAGUAAAGCAAAGACAGAGCUGUAAUAUAAGAUUGUCCUCAGUAACGAGCCAAAAGCAGGCAUAUCAUCACCAACUAUAGCAGAGGUGGACAUGGAUUCUUCUGCUUGGCAAUUAAAUAUCAUAACCAUGCUAGUAAUAGCAGUAGUAGCUUGAUUUUGCUGGGUAUGUAAACAUACUGACUUAAAAGUUUUUUAUUUAAAAUGUUAAGAUGUUGAUCAUUCUGUAUCAGAUACUUUUGAGGAAUUACUUGUUAAAGAAAAAUAACCAAAUUCAAGCUAUUUUGGUUGAAUUGAAUCAGUAGAAGUCAAAGUUUUCUCCUCCCAGUCUCAAGAAAGAUCCUCAAUACUCCAUUCAGCACUCAGCCUUAGUUCAUACAACUGAUGGAUGCAUUAACAGGUGAGCUGCAAGAAUUCACUCUAUUUUUCAUUAUUGAUGCAACAAAAAAAUUACAACUCUUUUUUAUUUGAAGUUUUAAGAUAGAGGAAAAACGUAUAAACUGAGGUUUUUUAAAUGAUCAUAUGUUAGGAUGUCACUGUGAGUAGUGAGAAAAUCUUUGUCACUGUUUUGGAAAAAUGAGACCUUUAAAAGCUUUGGGAAGAUGUCACCUGUGAUUGACUCUUUAUUCUGAAAGGAAUUGGCUUGUUUUAAUUUGUUUAACUUGAGAAGAUUGUGAACGUUUCUGUCUGAUGCUUGAAACCAUUAAGAAUUUUAACACUGAUGUUGUCUAAUCAAAAAGUCAUUGGUGGUGGAAGUCCCCUUCAGUCUGUCCUGAUGUCUGUGUUGGAAAUAACGCUUUUAAAGGUCAGUCCUUCUGUCGUUAAAUCCAGCAGAGAAACAUGAGCUUUGGGUGUGGGAUUAACUGUUUCAUUAAGCAUAAUGGGGAGGGUUACUUCAUGUAGAUUUAUUUAUUUGUUUCUGGAUGUUGAGGAGGUUUUAAAAUGGUGUUACAGCUUCUUAAGCGAGCAAAAUUAACUGAGGAUUAAUGGAUGUGCUGGAAGGCCUAAUGUGAAAACAGUAGUCAAACAUGGACUUAAAGCGGGGCAGUUUGUGUUAGCUUGCUGUAUGUUUGUGUGCUCUUGUACUUCUUUGUGAGGACUGAUUUGAGUUCAGCCCACAGAUCUGGUUUUAUGUUCAAAGUAAGGAUUAAUUUAAGGGUAAGAGAAUGUAUAACGACAGCCACUGCCCUCCUCCUUUGAUUGGAGUACAAAUGUAUGUGUGUGCGUGUGUCUGAGCAUAUUCAAACCUGCAGUCUAAACAGUGUUUUAGGGAUUAGAGCCGUAAACAAUACAGAUCUUUAGCAAGCAGUACAGACCACUUGAAAGUUUGUAGGUUAUAGUAUAUUUGAUACUACCAUGCCUCCACCUGCUGUUUUUAACUGCAGCCAUGUUGUUUUUUUUUUUUGUUUUUUUUUUUUUUUUUUUUUUUUUAAAUUCUGCGUGCAGAGCUCUGACGAGUCUCGAUGUUUUUGACUUCCUCCAUACUCAGCACAUUCACAUUAAUUUUAUAUGAGGAGAGUAGAGAGCAUUUUUCAUCCUCUUUCCCUCCCAGCUGUUCUGGGUUUCAAAUUCUCAUCUUUCAGUCCUGUGGGCACAUUUUCAGCUUUCUUUGCUCUGAAGAGUCAAAUCAGUAUGUUCGAUAAACUCUGCUAAACUCACGCUCAGAGCUGUCAGAUUAUCUGUGGCUAUGAAACAGUGUGAAAAAAAAACAGCCAGGAGAAUCAAACAGCUGAUAUUUCUCUUUCCCAAUCUCAGAAGCCAUUUUUCCCCUCACUCUCCUUCUCUUAUCGCACAUGUAAAUAUCACUGAUUUUUAUUUUUCUCUUUUUACUUUUUAUUACAGAGUUGUUUAUAUCUUAUUCCCCUCAUCCUGUCGAUGAAAGCAGUCUUAGUUUGUGCAUUUUUUGUAAAUAAGUUUCUUUUUUCACAGUUCAAAAUGUAAAUACUGCAAAGGAGAAAAACUCAUCCUACUGCUCAUGUUUGUUGAUGAUCUUUCUCUCUUUCUUCCUCUCUUGUUGUCGAGUGAGAAUUGUAAAGUAGCUGUUAACAACAUUGUUAAUAAGCUGUCAUCUCUCGUAGAUCCUCUGUGGGACUGUCUGACUGUUGAAUGAAUUAAUGAAUAUUUCAGGAGUUCUGUUCCAAAAUCAUCUUCAUUUUAACUCAUAAAAAUUACCCAAACUCUUUAAGAACUAAUGGACUGAGGCAUGUCACAGCAGUGUCCUAAUGCUGCAUUUCCACCAAGCUUUCUGGUUUGGUUCAGUACAGUUUGGCACAGUUUGGUUAUGCCUAUUAAACAACAACAAUGGAAAAAGAAAUCCAGCUCUUCUAUGGUAUCCAUCUCCUGUUGAUCACAUAAAAGGCCUGGUUUUUAGAGCUGGUAUUUUACUUUAACCCAUACCCCACAAGGUUUUUAUGCUAUAAAGUAUAUCACUGUUUCCUUUUAAGAAGUGUUUUAAGAGAAAAACAGGUCAGUUUGGUGCAAAAUACAGUUAUUUUCCAUUAUAACCACUAUCCCACAGGAAGUGAUGAUUCUUUCUACCAAGCAUGUGACUGUAGUGAGUCUGGAUCUGCUGUUUUGGGUCAGACACUUGGUAUCCCAACACAGGUUGCCAAAAAAUAGUGUAGAAUGGAUCAGUUGUUUUAGAAACUUUCCCAACUUUUGACAGUUGAAACACAAAUAAUUGCAACUGUACCGAAACAGGGCGCCGGUAAUGCUCAGUUGGUAGAGUAGCCGCCCAUAUACAGAGGUUGUAGUCCAUAAUGCACUGGUCAUGGGAUUGAUUCCCAGUCUUGGCGGUGUUUGGUGCUCUCUCUCCCCAUAUUUCCUGUAUCCUUUCAGUUGUCCUAUCAGAAUAAAGGCAAAAAGCCACAUAAUCUUUAAAAACUGUACCAAACCAGAACGCUCGGUGGAAACCACUUCAGCUUGAAUCUGGCCAUGGAUAUAUGAUACUCCUCCCACCAACCUCUUCACAAGUGUCUACUUUUGUCCCAUACAGCUAAAAUAUGUAGAAAUGUUUGAAAUCAUCAUGUUAGGUUUUAGCCUUCUUUUUAAAAAAGGAUUGUAUUUAAAUUCAUUUUUCCCCUUUGAAGCCCCUCAAUCAGAGCUAUUAAGAGUGGAAAAUCAUAUUUAACUGAAUGCCCACAAGAGGCCGCUAUUAACACAUUAUUAGAUACAUUCUUUACAUGCGUACCUCUGCCAAUCAGAGUUGUCAAAAUACAUUUACAACUUUAAAAGUUGAAGCAACUCCCAGCCUUUCGAUGUUUGUGUUUCAUUUUAUUUUCAAGAAUUUUUCAAUCAUAUAGUGGCGAGGCUGACCUUUAGGCAUGCACUGUGUUCAGCUUAGCACCAAGAAAGCAUUUCUUAAUUAUAUAAACACUAAAAACAACCAAAAUGCACGGACUUCUCAAUAUGAGACUAUUCCAGUAAUCGGAAAUAUGAAAGACGCACAACCAAACAAAAAGGAAAAAAAAUAAUUUAGUUAAAUUUACCUAUUUCUUUUUCAGAUUUUAAGUUAUAGCCUUAAAACCCAAUCCCUCACAACAGCAGCUUUAAAAUAGAAACUGCUAAGUAUCAAAAUGGCGUUAGCUGUUACCUUUCCUGCCUCUCUUGCUCCUCAAAUAGUUCUCUUCCAGUACAGAAGACAUAUGAACUGCUGGUCUUAUUUUCCCACAGUGGUGUUUGUUUUGAACAGAACUUCCUCCUUGUGUCAGAUUGCAAUAUUCUAUUACUGUGCAGUAUUGAGAAAUGUUUUAGCUACAGAUGUGAAAUGUCUGACUUGUGUGAUAUCAAAAGUGUUUAGUUGGACUAGAAGUAACAUUUGAUGUCCAGCGGAUACUCAACAUGGGCAUUUUGUAUUAUGCGUGCUGUAGGGCAUUCAGACUUGCUGCUAAUGAACAUGAGAUGUCAGAUAUGGACAUUUUUGUGUUGUUACUGCCGACAGAGCCACUUAUCAGCUAUGUGUGUAUGAUUGUGUGCGUGGCCAGGAAACAUGCAGAAAUAUUGCUGUGCAUUAAUCUCAGAAAAUGUACUUCUGUUUGUUUUUAAAUUCUCCUUUAAUGCACUAAAGGGAUGUCACUAUUUACGUCACUUUGAUUUCAUACUUUUCCUGCGAUGUUAUGACUCUGGUGUUGUUUGGCCGGGAUGGACUGUUGUACUGAAGUGAUGGAGGGGGAAAGAGAGAAAGAAACACAAACCUGUCUGUCUCUGUUCUGUGUGUGUAUCAUAUGGACUCAUUUACUGUAAUAAAGUGAUGAAACUGUGUUCA